UGGCAUCUCACUGUGCACAGCUCAUCGCUAGGAGGAUCACAUAAAUAUACAAAUUAUUUAAAAGCAAUUUCUUAGAAACAUAUUUUCUAUUCGUUGUACAAUGCCUUGCGGUGGGCCUGUGUUUGUAUUCGAGAAAUCAUCACUGUGCGCGAUAUGUAGUACAUAACACCAAAAAUUCCCUAUUCUUUUUUAAAGCAUCUAGAAUGGUCAACGAGUUGAACAGACCCCAAAAUGGGGACAAUGCCGCCCUGAGCGAGCGCCUGGCUGCCUCCAACCGGCAGUUGCAGGAGAUGCAGGAGGAGCACCGCCAGUUGCUCCAGGAGAUGGAGACCCUGCGAUUGCGUGCCGCCGAGCUCACACGCCUGAAUGCCCAGCGCCAACAGCUGAGGCAGUCCGCCGGCGAGGAGGAGCAGUCCCAGGUGGAAGCCCCAGCGGAGCCGGAACCAGUGCCGUCCUCUUCCUCUCCUGCUGAUCUUGCCACCGAGGAAGCUACUCCUCCUGUACAGGAAGAGGGCUCCAACGACGAUGACGAGGACAAGGAGGAGACGGCCAGUUACCUGCAGCAGAAACUGAACGAGAUCGCCAACCUGAAGGCUCAGUUCAAGCGGGUGCAACACAUGGUGGACACCACCAACCUAAUUGAGCAGCACAUGUCCUCCAGGCAGACGGUGCAGGUGCAGAGUAGCUCCUCCGUUCAGAGCAGCCGCCAGACCACCACCUCUGAGGUUCGAGUGGCUGAGGGGAUUGAGGCUGGGCAGGAGACUGCUAGUCCAUCCACCACUGCCGCUCCCGACAACGCCGAGCUCCUGAAUUCCAUGCUCAACAUGUUCACCGACUUCACCAGUGACCUGCGGGGUCAGGCGGAGAGCCUGCGGGCGGAGCGGGAUCGGAUCAGGACCCUCAAGGAGGACAUAAUCCAGCGCAAGCAGGGAAAAUAAUGGAAACUAUAGUUUAAGUUUGAAAAUCGAAAAGUUUUUCCUUGAACUACAUAUUUGUAUUGUAUAAUUCCUAAACUGUAUAAUAAAGUUUCGCAAAACUAUUUUUUGUUAAUGUCUGUAAAA
Molecule: messenger RNA, 1061 nt
Organism: Drosophila gunungcola (fruit fly)
Lineage: Eukaryota; Metazoa; Arthropoda; Insecta; Diptera; Drosophilidae
Exons: 3
Coding region: 204-938 (244 amino acids)
Source: RefSeq, a predicted model, not a curated record